AUGGGUAACGGUGAAACUGACAGCCGGCCGGGGGGAUUGAAGUUUAGCUCAAUUUUUAUUGGGCUUCUUGGGGUGGUCGCUGGGGCAAUUGUGGUGACAAUCUACCAUUUAAUUGCUGUCGGCUGGUGCAGCCGAAGGCGUGCAACCCCAACGGGUCCGGCAGAUGGACACCAAGGCCCUCAUCAAAUUCAAACGAGCCAGCAGGAAGGUGGGUCCAGUAGCACGAGCAAUUCAAUAAUGGCGCAAUUAAUCCCCAUUAUUCGAUACUCCAAGGAGUUGGAAGGAGAUACAUGCGCCGUGUGCUUGUGUGAGUUCAAGGAAGCCGAGCAAGUGCGCGUGUUGCCCGAGUGCUUCCACUUGUUUCAUGUCGCUUGUGUUGACACCUGGCUCAACUCCCACUCUAGUUGCCCGCUUUGUCGUGCUGAUACUGGUGGAAGUGGAACCCCCCGGGCCCCGGAGGCGGAGCUCCGCCUACAGGUCGCCUGA
Messenger RNA from Corylus avellana, 486 nucleotides. Its product is annotated as RING-H2 finger protein ATL52-like. Gene Ontology annotation, biological process: protein ubiquitination. The record is from RefSeq and is a predicted model, not a curated record. Lineage: Eukaryota; Viridiplantae; Streptophyta; Magnoliopsida; Fagales; Betulaceae. Gene Ontology annotation, molecular function: transferase activity.